Molecule: messenger RNA, 579 nt
Organism: Saccharomyces cerevisiae S288C
Lineage: Eukaryota; Fungi; Ascomycota; Saccharomycetes; Saccharomycetales; Saccharomycetaceae
Gene: TIM18
Product: Tim18p
Exons: 1
Coding region: 1-579 (192 amino acids)
Biological process (GO): protein transmembrane transport
Cellular component (GO): mitochondrial envelope; membrane protein complex; membrane
Source: RefSeq, marked reviewed
AUGCUAUUGUUUCCUGGCUUGAAGCCUGUUCUUAAUGCUUCCACUGUCAUUGUAAAUCCUGUACGAGCUGUUUUUCCAGGAUUAGUACUUUCAACCAAAAGAUCCUUUUAUAGCAUUAAUCGUUUAAAUGCUGAAAAUAAAAUAAACGAUAUUGCAAAUACGUCAAAAGAGGCAUCCUCUUCAGUGCAGAUGUUUAAGCCCCCAGAGUUCUCUCAAUUUAAGGACUCUUAUCAAAAAGACUAUGAGAGAAUAGCAAAAUAUACUUUGAUUCCAUUAACAAUGGUACCUUUUUAUGCCUCCUUUACCGGCGGGGUUAUAAAUCCUUUACUCGAUGCGUCUUUAUCGUCCAUUUUUUUGAUAUAUUUACAGUAUGGCUUCACAAGUUGUAUUAUUGACUAUAUACCGAAGGAAAAGUAUCCAAGAUGGCAUAAGCUCGCCCUUUAUUGCCUCUAUGGAGGAUCCAUGUUGUCCCUGUACGGUAUCUACGAAUUGGAAACGAAAAAUAAUGGUUUUGUUGACCUGGUAAAGAAACUUUGGAAUGAAAAUGAUGACCAUUUGUAUAUAUUUGGAAGAAACUGA